AUGCAGACCAAGAACAAACUCCGCCACGUGGAGCCUGAGGCCCUCAAGAAGGAGGUAGUGAGCCCUCAACUCGUGCCUGGCUCCAGCAUUGGGACCGGGCUGAUGGCGGGCCGACCCUUGCAGUUCUCUCUCAAGCCCAAGGUGAGCCACCCCAGUGCCAAGCUGAGUAACCAGUCUGCCCAGGGCCGGCCCAUCCCCGAGUGGAAGCGCCAGGUGAUGGUGCGCAAGCUGCAGCUGAAGAUGCAGGAGGAGGAGGAGCAGCGGCGGAAGGAGGAAGAGGAGGAGGCCCGGCUGGCCAGCAUGCCUGCUUGGAGGCGGGACAUCCUGCGAAAGAAGCUAGAAGAGGAGAGGGAGCAGAAGCGAAAAGAGGAGGAGCGACAGAAGCAGGAGGAGAUACAGCGUGAGAAAGAGCAGUCGGAGAAGCUGCGGACACUGGGCUACGAUGAGACCAAGCUGGCGCCCUGGCAGCGACAGGUCAUUCUGAAGAAGGGAGACAUCGCUAAGUACUAG
Messenger RNA from Carlito syrichta (Philippine tarsier), 510 nucleotides. It is a transcript of the gene ESPN, whose product is annotated as espin. Lineage: Eukaryota; Metazoa; Chordata; Mammalia; Primates; Tarsiidae. The record is from RefSeq and is a predicted model, not a curated record.